Molecule: messenger RNA, 2397 nt
Organism: Anneissia japonica
Lineage: Eukaryota; Metazoa; Echinodermata; Crinoidea; Comatulida; Comatulidae
Product: tripartite motif-containing protein 2-like
Exons: 2
Coding region: 64-1527 (487 amino acids)
Biological process (GO): positive regulation of DNA-templated transcription
Cellular component (GO): nucleoplasm; chromatin
Molecular function (GO): ubiquitin-protein transferase activity; zinc ion binding
Source: RefSeq, a predicted model, not a curated record
AGGAGAAAGACGCCCCUAGAUAGCCUUAAAUCACCACUGAAGGUUCAUCAAUAUUUCUCUACCAUGGCAUCUAAAAGUUUUUCAAGAGAGAUGAUUGCUGGUAUAGAGGCUGCAGCACUCGAAUGUCCGUUAUGUAUGGAACGUUUUACACACCCGAAACUACUCCCGUGCGUCCAUUCAUUUUGUCUUGGAUGUCUUGAGAAGUGGGUGAAAGAAAGUAGUGGAAGGCUCAGCUGCCCGACCUGUCGUGAAAUCUGCAAAGUUCCAAAAAAUGGACUUAAAGAACUGCCGAACAACAUUUUUAUCGUCGGAUUGUUAGAUUAUAUAACUACAUUAGAACAGAGAUCAGCACCCACUUGUGGUUGUAAGAAAGAAGCCUCUUACUUCUGUGAAGAUUGCGAUGAACUGUACUGCAGAGAAUGCAAAGAUGCUCACAGAAAAAUAAAAGUGACAAGAGACCACAGCAUGUUAACCCUGGAUGAAUACAAAUCCAUCGAUCCAGUUGAAAAAUUUGCAUCAAAACCAAUAAAUUGCCUAAAACAUUCAAUGGAGUAUCUAUUCUUUUGUGAUACAUGUAAGACACCUGUUUGCGUCGGAUGUACGCAGGUUGAACAUCCAAGGGGAAACGACCAUAAGAUCAUCGAUACAAAAGACGCUUUCAAGAACUUUUCAUCACAUGCUUCUCAACUUGUUAUAAAUUCUGAUGAAAAACUAUUCGGUCUUCGUAUUUUCGUUAGCAACAUUAAAGAGACUGAGUCUGUUCUGAGUUCAAAUUAUUCAAAAUGUAAAUCAGAUAUUACAAGACAGGCGGAUGAGCUUCAUCAAUUGAUUGAUCGUCGUAAGGAAGACCAAUUGCAGAACCUCGAAAGAUCUUAUAAACAAAAGCUGAAGAUUACUGGAACUCAGGUCAGUGAGGUAGAAUUAGCCAUUGCUAAAUUAUCCAGUAUGCGUGGAAUAACGCACAACUUGGUGAGUAGUCCCAACCAGGUUAUGGCACUGAUGUCGAGUUCUGAUGCAUGUGAAAGACUGCAUGCAGUUCUGAAGGAGGAAGUUAAUACAGAACCUCGAGAAUCAGGAGCUCUACGGUAUCAUCCAAACAGAAGAUUAUCCAAAUCACUGGAAGACGAGGCGGUAGGUAAAUUACGCGGCCAUGAAACAUAUGUUUCCUCUGAUAAAUCUACCAUUCAAAUUAAAAGAAAUAUUGAAGACGGAAGAAAGAAGUUUACUGCGAUUGUAAUAACUCGAAAUGAACUGGAUGAGAUUAUAUAUGACAUGGAUGUAAUGGUGAAUGGUUCAUUUGGUAGAACUGAUAGUCGACAAAAUGAUGAGAUUCAGAUGAAUGAGAUGAAUGUUACCGACGAAAAAAAUGGAAGGUACGAGUUUUCUGGCAGCUACUUCGCCUUCGAUAGGUGUACAUUGAGGUGUCAUAUAAUUGAUGGACCCAACAUUUAUAAACGAAAAUUUAUGUUUGGAGGUCUGUAUGAAUUGUUCACCCCUGAAACAAAAUCGUUUAAUUUCACUACUUAGAAUUCUGCCGGUGUUUUUUAAUAUUUGUAUUAAGGCAGUUUUAGAUUUUUAACCAUCAUUGUAAAUUUGCAACCAUUGUAAAUGAUGCAUUAGCGAUACUAUUUUACUUAAACUAUUAGUAAAGCGUAAAUAAUCAGUAUUAUUACGGAGUAUAUGUGCAUGGUACACUAGUAUGAUUUCACGAUAAACUGAACUUUAAAAAAUUAACAGCCCUGUGUGCAAAAAGACUUGUAUUUCAAUAAUUACAGAGUAUUAUCUCAAGUCCAGCCUAUUCCAAUAAGGCUUAGUUCACACUAUAUAUAGAAAAAAUUAGCGCGUUAAAAAACGCAUAGCAACAGUCACUACAGCUGAUUUCAGUGUAAACCACCUAAAGUUUUCCGGUCCCUGUUCUGAUUGCACUUUGGAAAUUCUGUUGCCUUGAUCAUAAAAAAAAAUGAUUACAGACCUCUCACUACGACAAUUUUAAACAUAUUUCCCGCCAAUUUAUAAUAUUUAAUUGGAACCUAAUUACGUUAUUAAUACACAAACUCUUCACAAUUCAAUACCACCUUCGGACCUGACAAUUUGGGAUGGUCUUGGGGGUGUGGCCUCCGAUUAGAUUGUUAGGUUUGUGUUAAAAGAUAUUGUUAGCUGGUAGGCCUACUUGAAAAAAUGGAAAUUUGGAGGGCAAACUUAUGUUUUUGUUUUUUUUUAUCAUUAACUGAAGUUGCUUUGCAUCCAAAUAUAAUUGUUUGUUAUCGAUCUUCACAUUAUUUUAUGUCCUAUAUGAAUUAAAUACGAUGCGAUCAUGUUACAUUCAUGUUACCUUGAGUGAGUUGUAUUUUCUGCUGAGGUGAUUGUUACUUUAAUAAAUUAAAAUUUAAUCAAUAA